AUGUCCCUGAUUCAGAGUAUUAACGCCGUUGAUGUGUCAAAAAUCACAUCAGGACAAGUCAUUAUCGAUCUUAGAUCCAUUGUCAAGGAACUUGUUGAAAAUUCAAUAGACGCGUCAGCAUCAAAAAUCGUAGUCAAUUUCAUCAAUUACGGUAUCGACUCCAUAACUGUCCUAGAUAAUGGCAAGGGUAUAGAGAAGGAGGAUUUUGAAACGGUGUGUUUGCGAAGCCAUACUUCAAAAAUCAACGAUUUAGACGACUUGACCAAGUUGGGAACCUUGGGAUUUCGUGGUGAAGCGUUGAAUUCGAUUUGCGCGUUAUCCUCCAAAGUGAGUAUAACCACACUGACUUUGAGUUCCUAUCCUCGCAACUACACUCUAAAAUACGAUCAGCUUGGGCAACUUAAAGAAGAGACAACAAAGGUGGGAGGAAUGAGUAAUAAAUCAGGCACGUCAAUAACUAUUGAAUAUUUGUUCAAGAAUUUUACAGUUCGACGAAAGAAUUUCAUCAAGAAUUCGAGAAGGGAGUUUCACAAGGCAAUAAACUUCAUCAUCAACUAUUUGUUAAUAUUCCCGGAAAUCAAAUUUGAAGUCACCAAUACGAAUUCUAGUGGUAAAAAGCAACUAGUUUUAUCAUCAAAGGGAGGAGAAAAUAACACAACGGUGGAGAAUUUGAUCACCAUAUAUGGAAACAAUGGUAAUACCAAUCUUCUCAAUGUCGAUAUUGAAUUAGAAUUUGAAGCAAAGCUAAGUGGCUACAUUUCGUCAUAUUCGUUUGGAUUGGGACGGUCAACCCCUGAUAGGCAAUUUUUGUUUGUCAAUAAGCGACCUAUAACGUUUAGAAAGCUAACAAUGUUGAUAAAUGAAGUUUACAAAUCGUUUAAUCAUGUACAGUAUCCAAUCUAUGUAUUGAAUCUUGAAAUUGAUCCUGAAUUGAUUGAUGUUAAUGUUUUACCAGACAAGACCAGUGUUUUGCUCCAUAAUGAAGCCCGAGUUUUAGAAUCCAUACGUGAAAGCCUUGUUGAGUUUUACACAAUGCAGGAUAAGGUAAUAAUCCCGAAAAGUCUACGACAACAAGUACCAUUUGACGAGUAUCGUGCUACAAAAGUGGAGUCGCACAUUCCAACACAAGAGGAUACCAAUGGUGGCUCUAUUGACAUCAGGAAGAUUAUAAAAAAGGAGGAAGAAAAUUUUGAGGGUAUACAGACUGAAAAGUCUCAAUCGCGGAGUGAGCAACCAAGUGAGAAUGAAGAGUACGUGGCGGACGCCAAUGAGCUUGAGGUAGCUCAAUCUGAAGAGUCAACAAUGAAGAGUAGAUUACUGUUCUGUGAGGAUCCAGGGGUUGAUCAAAUAAGGAAACCACUAUUGCAAACAGGACAAGCUCAAAAACUAGGUGGGCAUCUCGAAGUCUUGCGCUCAGUAUAUGACCAUGAUUCAAAGAAUACCGACGGAACUGUUGAACUGUUGGAUGUGCAAACAGAGGAGACCCAUAAUAUGAAGGCGAAAAUUGAUGAUGUUAUCGAGACCGACAAUGACGGGGAAGAGCAAGAGAAGGGCGAGGAGGAGAGUGAAAAGGACGAAAAGGAAGAAGAAGCUGAGGAAAAGGAAGCUGAAUUACAAGUUUCUUCCUCGCAGAAGGAAAUUGCGACACUGAGUCAACUGGUUUUUAGUGUUUGCACCGGUAAGAGCCAGGACACCUAUAGAGUCGAAAGUCAAAUGGAAGACUCAAUUCCCACAUCACAAGUAUUAUCAAAUUUUUCUUACAAUGCACCAGAAACCCAAACUGACACUAGCGAUAUACAAGACAACCACGGUGUAAACUUUUUCCCCAAGCAAACAGAUGCUAGUGAGGAAAGCAUGUACAUCAAGAUUGGUGAUGAAGAGUUUGAAGAGAGGCCAGCAAAGAGGUUCAAGUCGUCAACUUUGUACACCAAAACAUGCAAACAAUCAUCAGAAGCAUUGUUAUCAAAGAUAUUAUCCCCACGUAAUUUUGAUAAUGACAAGAAAGAGAUCAAGAGUAGUCAAAAAAUUAUAGUCAACCAAAACUUGGAGGAUGAAGGUAUUUAUCAUAUUUCCAAGUCUGAUUUUCUCAAAAUGAAACUAGUUGGUCAAUUCAAUUUGGGAUUUAUUUUGGUUCAUCAUAAAUCCAAUUUGUUCAUUAUUGAUCAGCACGCUUCUGAUGAAAAGUUCAACUUUGAAAGAUUAAUUGAAAAUUAUAGCAUCCAAAAUCAACCAUUGAUUAGACCACAAACUUUGGAAUUGAACAUCAUGGACGAAAUGUUGGUAAUUGACCACGAGUCGGUAUUCAGAAACAAUGGUUUCAAAUUCACAAUCAAUCAUGAAGGUAAGCUAGGAUCAAGAAUUGUCCUAACUUCAUUACCAGUAUACAAAAACAUCAUGUUUGACACCAACGACUUCAUGGAGUUAAUCAAUUCAAUCAACGACCAGCCAAGCAAUAAACAUAUAAAGUGCUCCAAAAUUAGAAAAAUUUUGGCGAUGAAAGCUUGUCGAAGUAGUAUCAUGAUUGGAUCUUCAUUGUCUCGAAGCAGGAUGACGCAAGUGGUACAAAAUUUGAGUCGACUUGAUAAACCAUGGAAUUGUCCACACGGAAGACCAACAAUGAGACAUUUGAGUGAGUUGGACAAUUGGGAUAGUAAAUACUUUGAUUAUAGGUUGUAA
This is a messenger RNA of Lodderomyces theae, 2676 nucleotides long. It is a transcript of the gene PMS1, whose product is annotated as ATP-binding mismatch repair protein. Gene Ontology annotation, molecular function: ATP hydrolysis activity; ATP binding; mismatched DNA binding. The record is from RefSeq and is a predicted model, not a curated record. Gene Ontology annotation, biological process: mismatch repair. NCBI's taxonomy places the organism in Eukaryota, Fungi, Ascomycota, Pichiomycetes, Serinales, Debaryomycetaceae. The coding region runs from base 1 to 2676 and encodes 891 amino acids. The transcript has a single exon. Gene Ontology annotation, cellular component: MutLalpha complex.